UCUCAACCAUCCCAUUGUCUCUACUGUUGUGUAACUCUUUAUGACUGGACUUAAUGCCUCGUGAGUCAUCAGCCGUCUUAGUAGCACUUCCAAAGCGGAUAGGUCGAUUGGUUACUGACAGCCAGCUGCCUGAUUGGUGUAACAGGCAAUGUGAAAGCUGCUGGUUUGGUUACUGCGUAGCUCAACUAAUAUAUGAAUUUCUGUUUUUCUCCCUUUAGUCACAUCAGUUCUGCUUCUAUGGUUUAACAUUUCUCAACAUCAGAAAGACAUCUCUAAAGAAUCCCUACCAUUGCCAACUUGAACCACUGUUUGCACUGUGUUGUUGAUGCGAGCCGGAGUGACGAUAUGGACAACAAUCAACCCGACGCAUUUGAUCUUCUCCAAGUAGUCUCCACGGCGCUUCGUCGCCAUGCCUCGAAAGAUGUCUUCGCGAUCGGCGGCAAGAUCGAUGUCGAGACUCUCCAAACUACGAGCUCGGUCAAUCAAGGCCCAAUUGUCAUCCGCUGGGAUUCCCGCAAGGGUGGACAAGGACGCAAGGUCUCGCUGCCAGUGCCGGGUGACGAGAUGUCGAGCCGUGACUUUCAGCAGCUGCUAAUGGACUGCCAGCCCGCCACGUUCGGUAAGGGGAACGCGGAAGUCUUGGACGAGGAGUAUCGUAAGGCGGGUAAGAUGGAUGUCACGGAGUUUUGCACCAACUUCAACCUUGCUAGGCAUGGGAUUGUCGACACGGUGACCCAAGCAUUGGUCCACAGUGCGUUUGAAGAGGAAGUAGAGCGCAAUGGUGUGAGAGCGGAGUUAUAUAAACUCAACAUUUAUUCGGGACCGUCGGGGAAAUUCAAGUCUCAUGUUGACACCCCUCGAUCGGAGAAUCAGAUGGGCUCCCUUGUCGUCUGUCUGCCCUCUCCCCACCAAGGGGGUGCCUUGGCCGUACGCCAUGGCGGCCAAGAAGUCCUCUUCGACUGGUCGUCCAAGGACUCCGACUCGAUCCAAUGGGCCGCAUUCUUCUCCGACUGCGAGCACGAAGUCUUCGAGGUCACCGACGGUCAUCGAGUGACGCUUACGUACAAUUUGUACUGGACCAGUUACGGGCCGUCGCUCAUGGCGACCCAUCUGAGCGCUCUGAACCAGUCCUCGUUCCACUUCUAUGCCGCGCUGGAGAAGCUCGUGAAAAGCCCUUCAUUCCUUCCUAAUGGUGGUCACAUCGGCUUCACAUGCACCCACGGCUAUCCCCAUUCCUCGCCAGCCGCUAUCCCCCAUCUAAACCCCAUGCUAAAAGGCCUCGACAUGAUCGUUUACCAAGCCCUCAAACGUCUCCUCCACCACACCGGCGUCCUCGCCGUCCUCGACGGCAGUCACUACGAGCAAUGGCGCGAUGACCACGAGAUGACCGACUCCGAUGACUCCACCCCAUCUGACAAUGGCACCGCCGACCCCCAUGCGACGAACGUCUAUCUGUCUGACUUCUUAUGCGCCCCGAUCGUCUGGGAGAGAUACACGGAGGAAACUAGUCUGGAUCCGGAGUCGGUCACGCAUUCUGUGACGCGGGAUAACGAGACGACAUGGCACCGGGAGAGGGUGUUUCCGAAAGAGCGGGUGACGUGGUUGAAUGGCGACCCGAGGUCGUUUAAAGAGCUGGCUGUUGCCUUUAUGACGUAUGGAAACGAGCCGGGAAUCGAUGCCUACUACUCUGCGGCUGUGAUCGUAUCCUGCCUCCCGACGUAUGAUCAACGUAAGUGAGGAGGCGAGCCUUUGGUGCUUGGGACUGGCGGCGUGGAUCCGCGAGAGUGGAAUAGGUCCGAAAUAUUCGAAUUGAUACUACUCGGACAGAAUAAC
Messenger RNA from Eremomyces bilateralis CBS 781.70, 1833 nucleotides. RefSeq lists its product as uncharacterized. The transcript is spliced from 5 exons. Lineage: Eukaryota; Fungi; Ascomycota; Dothideomycetes; Eremomycetales; Eremomycetaceae. The record is from RefSeq and is a predicted model, not a curated record. The coding region runs from base 346 to 1737 and encodes 463 amino acids.